UUCAUUAGAAGGUAUGACUUGCAUUCUGGAAUUCAUGAUUCAAUUGGAAAUCAUGAUGACACAUCAACGUGUGUUGGAUAUUCUGAUGAAACCUGCCAAGUAAUCACUGCUGGUUUGGAUAAGAAGAUAUUGUCAUGGGACACACGUACGCCGAAGGGUAUUGCGUGUGUAAGAAAUAUGGAUUCAGAGGUGAUGUCCAUGUCACUCUCAGGCUUUGAUAUGAUGGUAGCCGUUGGAGCAUCAAUAUAUGUAUAUGAUUUGCGCAGGCUAGAAAAACCAUUUCAAUCAAAAGAUUCGCAUAUGGGUGUUCAGAUUGUAUGUGUUAGUUCAAUUCCGUAUGCUAAAGGGUUUGCAGUUGGCUCAGUAGAUGGACGUGUAGCAUUGGAGAUUUCCAGCCCAUCGAAUUCAGAUGACAUCAGAUAUAUGUUCCGGUGUCAUCCAAAGUCAACUGACAGCAAAUAUCAUCUGGUGUCGGUGAAUGACAUUGUAUUCAAUCCGAUCAUCUACGGUGCCUUUGUUACUGGUGACAAUGAGGGUUAUGUUACCGCAUGGGAUGCUACAAGCAAAAGGAGGCUGUUUCAGUUGCCUAGAAACCCAAACAGUGUGGCAUCCUUAUCGUACAAUCACAAGGGACAACUUCUGGCUGUCGCAUCAAGCUACACAUAUCAAGAAGCUAAUGAAAUAGAAGAGCCUCCUUUGGUAUUCAUACAUGAAGUUGACAAUGACAACAUGAGAUCUGUAUCUGUUGGAAGUUCAAGUAGAAGAUAAUUGUACACAGUCAAAUGAAGGAUCAUGUGUAAAGUUAUGAUGCUCGUGGCGUCCUUGUAUAUUAAGUGUUGCCCUUCCUGAACAUGAAGGGAAUGCUAUACCCACCGAAAUUGGAUGAAUAGUCAGCUGCAAAAUCUAGAAUUUUAGGAACUGCACCUGUUGUAGAAUGGUGUUAACUUUUGUAAUGUUCUUCUAGACAGAAACUACUUUCAUGGGUUUUGCUCUACUGGUUGUAUGAAGCAUGCUUGUUUA
This is a messenger RNA of Prunus dulcis (almond), 1020 nucleotides long. Its product is annotated as mitotic checkpoint protein BUB3.3-like. The annotation marks the transcript as partial. Gene Ontology annotation, biological process: mitotic spindle assembly checkpoint signaling. The record is from RefSeq and is a predicted model, not a curated record. The transcript has 9 exons. Gene Ontology annotation, molecular function: ubiquitin binding. Lineage: Eukaryota; Viridiplantae; Streptophyta; Magnoliopsida; Rosales; Rosaceae. Gene Ontology annotation, cellular component: mitotic checkpoint complex; bub1-bub3 complex; kinetochore.